AUGGCCGCAGUUCAACUUCCACCCGCGCCCCGCCAGGUCGGCGUCUUCAAGAACCUCACGGCUCAGCAAACCGAGACGCUCGUCCUCAAAGAGAAAGUCAUGUCUCUGACUGGCGACAGCUUCGACAUCAAGCUCGCCAACGGCCAGCCCAUCCUCAAAGUCGAGGGCAAAGUCAUGAGCAUUUCGGGCCGCAAAAAGGUGUUUGACAUGCAGGGCAACCAUCUCUUCUCCAUUGUCAAAGAGCUCAUGCAUAUCCAUGCUACUUACGUCGUGGAGGAUCCCCAAGGCGUCAAGAUCAUGGAAGUAAAGAACAGCUUCAAGCUUAUGGGCUCCAAGGCUACUGCUACCUUCACUUCAAGCGACGGCACCGCUGAGGUCUUGGAGAUGAAGGGUAAUUGGUUCGAUUACGCGGCUGAUAUCUUUGACAAGUCAACAAAUACUGUCAUUGCGCGCAUCGACCGUAAGAUUCUUAGCGGUCGCGACAUGUUUUUCGGACAGCAGACGUAUGCAUUGAUGGUUGCGCCUGGUGUUGACAUGGCGCUCAUGGCGGCUCUGUGUAUCUGUAUGGACGAGAAGAACAAUGAGGCUUAG
This is a messenger RNA of Fusarium coffeatum, 591 nucleotides long. RefSeq lists its product as uncharacterized. The transcript has 2 exons. The record is from RefSeq and is a predicted model, not a curated record. The coding region runs from base 1 to 591 and encodes 196 amino acids. Lineage: Eukaryota; Fungi; Ascomycota; Sordariomycetes; Hypocreales; Nectriaceae.